This is a messenger RNA of Coniophora puteana RWD-64-598 SS2, 1389 nucleotides long. Its product is annotated as DUF803-domain-containing protein. Gene Ontology annotation, biological process: magnesium ion transport. The record is from RefSeq and is a predicted model, not a curated record. Lineage: Eukaryota; Fungi; Basidiomycota; Agaricomycetes; Boletales; Coniophoraceae. Gene Ontology annotation, molecular function: magnesium ion transmembrane transporter activity. The transcript has 6 exons. Gene Ontology annotation, cellular component: membrane. The coding region runs from base 1 to 1389 and encodes 462 amino acids.
AUGGUCGACGACAAGUACAUCGGGCUGGCCCUGGCUGUCUCUGGCACAUUUGCCAUCGGAACGAGCUUUAUCAUCACGAAAAAGGGUCUCGCAGACGCCAACGCGCGCGCCGGUGCAUUCGGCGAGAACGCAUCCGACAGCUACACGUACCUCAGGAAUCCAAUAUGGUGGGCGGGCAUGAUAACAAUCGCUAACUUCGCUGCCUACACUUUCGCGCCUCCAAUAUUGGUCACCCCGCUGGGAGCUCUGAGUGUCUUGGUUGGUGCCAUCCUUGCCUCCUUCUUAUUGGAUGAAGAACUCGGUCACCUGGGCCGAGUGGGUUGCGCCCUAUGCCUUCUGGGGUCACUAGUCAUUGUCCUCAACGCACCGGCAGACAAAGACAUCGACACUGUCGAUGAAGUACUGCACUAUGCGCUGCAACCAGGCUUCAUGCUCUACUGCUUCACGGUCAUCGUCUUCUGCGUGGUCAUGAUAUACGCGGUGGCCCCCAAGUACGGACGCUCGAAUCCCAUCGUAUACAUUUCCAUCUGCUCGCUCGCCGGCUCAGUGUCUAUCAUGGCCAUCAAAGGGUUCGGCGUCGCUGUCAAGCUAACGUUUGGCGGACACAACCAGUUUACGCACCCGAGCACGUACGUGUUCGGGCUUGCAGUCGCGGGAUGCAUCGUCGUCCAGAUGAACUACUUCAACAAGGCGCUCGAUACGUUCUCCACCAACGUCGUCAACCCGAUGUACUACGUCGGCUUCUCCUCCGCGACAAUCGUCGCCUCCCUCAUCCUCUUCCAGGGCUUCAACACCACCGGCGCCGCCGCGUCCCUGACCCUCCUCGUCGGCUUCAUCGUCACCUUCCUCGGCGUGCACCUCCUCAACAUCUCGCGCAAGCCCGACCCCGCGCCCCCGCCCACCGCCAACGGCCACCACCACUCGCACUCGGCGCUCGAGACUGGGCUGAUGAACCCCCGCCUGAGCCUCCAGGGCCGCAUGUCGCUCGACGGGUGGACCGGCUCGGACGCCGGCGGCGCGGGCGUCGGCCCCGACGGCGCGCUGCACUCGGCGAGACACGGGCGCCGCAGCGAGGCGUACCACAGCCAGAGCUCGACGCUGUUCAAUGCGUUCGAGGACGGCGCGCCGCGGGACAUGAUGCCGCUCUCCGAGCUGCGCGAGUCCGAGGAGGAGACCGACGAGGAUGAGGAUGAGGACGAUAGUGAAGAUGAGGGCGAGGUGGACGAGCGGACGCGGCUGAGGGCUGCCGGCGCAGACAGACGCCCGCCACCGCUCUCGCGGGGCCACUCUGCGAGCGCGUCGCUCUCGAGGAGCCAUAGCAAUUCGCCGGCGCUGCCGGGCAGCGGGCGGAACACGCCGCGGAGCGCGUCGAUUCAGAGGGUGUCAUAG